AUGGAGAAUCUCAAAAAAAAAAAUGCUGAUAAUUUUAAACAGGUGCAGUUCAAUUCAAAGGGAGAGAGUACUAGCGUGGCGAAGGCGGCAGUAGUGCAGCACGAUGCUGUCACAGUCCAAAUCUUGAACUCAAAACCGGGAGUAUUCGGCAAGCGAUCGAAAUGGUAUGUAAUCGACUGCGCUGAUCUUGGGGCUAUCAUCGAGGGUUCGUACCACGUUGGUGACUUGCGCUUCACGACACUCGGGAGGAUUCAAAACAUCCCCGAGACCGGAUUCGCUUGUGGGAAGGGGUCCGCCUCGGCGUGA
Molecule: messenger RNA, 306 nt
Organism: Phytophthora nicotianae INRA-310
Lineage: Eukaryota; Oomycota; Peronosporomycetes; Peronosporales; Peronosporaceae
Exons: 2
Coding region: 1-306 (101 amino acids)
Source: RefSeq, a predicted model, not a curated record